Brachypodium distachyon (stiff brome) is the source of this 3812-nucleotide messenger RNA. RefSeq names its product putative disease resistance RPP13-like protein 2. Gene Ontology annotation, biological process: defense response to other organism. The transcript has 3 exons. Gene Ontology annotation, molecular function: ADP binding. Lineage: Eukaryota; Viridiplantae; Streptophyta; Magnoliopsida; Poales; Poaceae. The coding region runs from base 257 to 2947 and encodes 896 amino acids. The record is from RefSeq and is a predicted model, not a curated record.
AUCUGCGUAGCACGUUGCACCAUGUGCACUUGCACGGAUAACCCAGCGAUUAGAACGAGCCAUUAGGAGUAUGGUGUAACGAUGAACUAGAAGGGGUUCGAGGAAACCCGUUUUUGAGAAACUCUCAUGUCAAGCCAAAUAGCCAAUGCAUUAGCUAUGGGUUCUCCAUGCUCACCCCAUACCAUCGACACUUGACCACUGGCACUUACCAACAAAACGACAUCUCAAGCGAAAGAGGAGAGAAAUUCAGCUCGCCAUGGAGCUCGCAACGGGCGCCAUGAGCUCCCUCCUCCCCAAGCUCGCCGAGCUCGUCGAGGGAGAGUACAAGCUGCAGACUGGCGUGAAGAAAGACGUCGAGUCUCUAUCGAGGGAGUUGGAGAGCAUCGAGGUUGCUCUUGCCAAGGUCGCCGAGGUGCCAUUGGACCAGCUUGACAAGCAGGUCCGGCUCUGGGCUCGCAAUGUCAAGCAGCUGUCGUACGAGAUGGAGGAUAUCGUAGACAGCUUCAUGGUGCGCGUCAAGGGCUCCGAGCCAGAUGCAGACCUAAAGAGAUCCAAGAGAUUCAGAAAAAAGAUCGCCAACUUCUUCAAGAAAGGCAAGACUCGUCAUCAGAUCGCUGACAAGAUCCAAGAUAUCAAGGUUCGAGUCAAGGAGGUGGCUGACCUGCGUGACAGAUACAAGAUCGACGAUGUUCGUGCUAAUCUGUCUGCAACGAACACCGUUGAUCCUCGCAUAACGGCUCUGUUCAAAGACCAGAAAGAGCUGGUUGGCAUUGAGGAGCCAAGGAAUGAGGUAAUCAAGAGGCUCAUGAUGGAAGGGGGGGAUGAUUGUUUGUUGAACUCCAGGAUGCAGCUCAAGAUACUCUCCAUCUUUGGAUUUGGAGGACUUGGCAAGACAACUCUUGCCAAAGCAGUCUAUGAUAUGCUACAAUCAAACUACGAUUGCAAGGCUUUUGUUUCGGUGGGUCAAAAUCCUAAUCUGAAGAAAGUUUUCACGGAUAUUCUCCUCCAACUUGAUGAGCAGUCUUGUUCGAAUGCAUCGAUGUUGAACGAGGAGCAACUCAUUAGAAAACUCCGAGGAUUUCUUGAAAACAAGAGGUACCUUAUCGUCAUUGAUGAUAUAUGGGACAAGAAUCCAUGGGAUAUAAUGAAAUGUGCUUUGAUUGAUAGUAACUGUGGAAGUAGAAUAAUCACAACAACUCGUAUAUUUGAAGUUGCCGAAGAGGCGGACGAUGUUUACAAGCAAAAGCCACUUUCUUCUGCCACAUCCAAGGAAUUAUUCUAUACAAGAUUAUCUAUUGGUAUAUGCAAGAUUACUUCUGGUCAACCGAUUGAGAUAUCUGAAAAGAUUUUACAGAAAUGUGGUGGCGUGCCGUUAGCUAUCAUCACAAUAGCUAGUCUGUUGGCCAAUAAACCAUGGGAGGAUUGGUCUGAGGUGUAUGACUCUAUUGGUUUUGGAGAUGGAGCUAACAUACACGUCGAUAACACAAGAAAGAUAUUGCUAUAUAGCUACUAUGACCUGCCUUGUUAUCUAAGGGCAUGUUUGUUGCACCUCAGCAUAUAUCCCGAAGACCACGAGAUUCAGAAAGACACUUUGAUAUGGAAGUGGGUGGCGGAAGGUUUUGUCCAUGAGAAACCAGGGAUGGGGUUAUUUGAGAUCGGAGAGAGGUAUUUUAAUGAACUCAUUAACAGAAGUCUGAUCCAGCCGGUGGAGGAGCCAUAUAAGAGCAUCAUAUAUGCUUGCGGUGUGCAUGAUCUGGUGCUCGAUAUGAUCUGUCACUUGUCAAAGGAAGAAAAUUUUGUUAUUGUCCAUGGAAGUAGUAAGACAGAACACCAACCUUCACAAAGCAAUGUCCGCAGGUUAGCUCUUCAAAACAUAGCCAUGGAUGAAGAGCCUAAUUCAGAUAACACAGAGAUACGUCAAGUGAGGUCAUUCAAUGCCAUCAUGUGUGAUGUCAAGAGAAGAUCAUUUCUUUCGGGCUUCCAAGGCUUGAGAAUUCUUUCUUUGGAAAGAUGUACUUUUAUAAAUGAUGGUUCUUAUCACCUUGAGAAUCUUGGAAGGCUACUUCAGCUGAGGUACCUUGGCCUCUUGGAAACACGUACUAUGGAACUCCCAGAAGAAAUAGGCAACCUGAGGUUUUUGCAGGUACUGGACUUGAGGGAAACUGGAAUAAAAGAGCUGCCAGAGAGUGUAGGUCAGUUGAGACGGCUAAAGUGCCUACGCCUUUCUCGUGAUUUCAAAGGAGCACUGGGCUGGAUCGGUAAUCUGGUUUUGCUGGAAGAACUAUUGUUGCCCUAUGUCUCCUUGGAAAUUGUGAAAGAACUGGCCAAGCUCACGGAGUUGAGAGAGUACGGUGCUUGGUUUGAUGCCUUAGUUAAUACUAGUAUACUGUUCAAUAAUAUGAUGGAAUCACUAGAACAUCUGCAGAAGCUCCAAGUCAUACAAUUUACUUGUCUCACUCCGUGGCCGCGUGUUGACCUGGCCUAUGGUGAAGGCUAUGUGCCGUAUUUUGUCUCACUCCGUCGUCUGGAACUGCAUGUCGUAUUUGAAAAACUGCCGACGUGGAUAAAUUCCUCAAGUCUGCCGAACCUCUCUCACUUGACAGUGGGACCGGAUGCCGUGGAGGCGCAGGAUAUGGAGGUCCUCGGGAGGUUCCCAGAGCUCGUUUACCUCGACCUGAAUACUGAUCAUGACGUCAUCAUUCCUGACAUCAUGGGCGGCGGUGCAUUCCCCAAGCUAAGAUACUACGUCACGACUGCAUCUUCCAGGUUCCUGCAGGGAGCCAUGCCCAGCCUUGUCCGGUAUUGCAUCGGCGAUGAGGGCAAUGGUGCCAAGUUCGAGCGUGACAUUGCCAGAGAUAUUUUUGCCUUAUGUCUCCUUAGAAUUUGUGAAAGAACUGGUCAAGCUCACAGAGUUAAGAGAGUACGGUGCUUGGUUUGGAAAGUCUGAUGAUGCCAUAGUUGAUAGUAUAGUGUUUAAUAAUAUGAUGAAAUCUCUAGAGCAACUGGAGAUGCUCCAAGCCAUACAAGUUAGUUGUCUCGUUGGGUGGAUGCAUGUUGGCCGCACCAAUUGCGAAGGCUACGUGCUCUCUCGGCACCUCCGUCGUCUGAAACUGCGGGUCGCAAUUGAAAAACUGCCGGCGUGGUUAAAUUCCUCAAGUCUGCCGAACCUCUCUCACUUGACGGUGGGACCGAAUGCCGUGGAGGCGCAGGAUAUGGAGGUCCUUGGGAGGUUCCCAGAGCUCGUUUACCUCGACCUGAAUACUAAUCCUGACGUCAUCAUUCUUGACAUCAUGGGCGGCGGUGCAUUUCCCAAGCUAAGGUACUACUUCACGAUUGGAUCUUCCAGGUUCCUUCAGGGAGCCAUGCACAGCCUUGAAUGUGUCCAAUGUUACAUCCGCGACGAGCGCAAUGGCGCCAAGUUUGAGCGUCCGAUUCCAAUCAGGUGCACCAAGAGUUUGGACAGAAACGGCGCAUGGCAACACAGGAGGACGGAACCACCAUCUUGAGAAAGUCGACACACACCCAAACAACCUGGAGAUUCGUCAAUCAGCAAAACAUGGCCACGUUGUGGCAAGUACUAAAAUUAUGCAGUUAUUUUAUUGGUGACAAUAUCUUAUUUGAACUAUUUUGUAAUCCCUUAUCAAUUCAAGAUCUUAUUAGAACCGCUUUUGCAAUCUUUUAUUGAUGUAAGAUCAGGCACACCCAAACUACCUUAAGAUGUUGUAAUGCAGUUAUUUUAUUUAAACUAUUUGUAAUGUAUUUUGGUCAAAUUUAGGAUCUACUUGUUGGAAUGAUGAUGCUACAGUACCUUA